Medicago truncatula (barrel medic) is the source of this 818-nucleotide messenger RNA. RefSeq names its product probable mannitol dehydrogenase. Gene Ontology annotation, molecular function: oxidoreductase activity, acting on the CH-OH group of donors, NAD or NADP as acceptor. The record is from RefSeq and is a predicted model, not a curated record. The coding region runs from base 89 to 670 and encodes 193 amino acids. The transcript is spliced from 4 exons. Lineage: Eukaryota; Viridiplantae; Streptophyta; Magnoliopsida; Fabales; Fabaceae.
UGCAUCUUAACUUCACAUUAUCGUCCUUUGAGUUCUAAGGCACCGGCCAAAUACAUUUUUUUUUUCUUUCUGCUUUUGACAAAUUGAAAUGGCAACACAACCUGAAUUUGAGCAUCCAAAGAAGGCCUUCGGUUGGGCAGCUAGAGAUCCUUCUGGUGUUCUCUCCACUUUCAAUUUCUCCAGAAGGGAAACAGGUGAGAAAGAUGUGGCAUUCAAAGUGUUGUAUUGCGGAAUAUGCCACACAGACCUCCACAUGGCCAAGAACGGAUGGGGCACAUCCACCUAUCCAUUAGUUCCAGGGCACGAAAUUGUUGGUGUAGUGACUUUGGAUGGUAUUAUUGACACAAUUUCUGCUGAUCAUUCCCUCUUACCCCUAAUUGAUUUACUAAAAUCUCAUGGAAAGCUUGUAUUGGUUGGUGCCCCAGAGAAGCCUCUUGAGUUACCAGCAUGGCCUUUACUAGUGGGGAGAAAAAUGGUAGCUGGUAGUGGAAUGGGAGGAAUGAAGGAAACUCAAGAGAUGAUUGAUUUUGCUGCUAAACACAAUGUACAACCUGAUAUUGAAGUCAUACCUAUGGAUUAUGUCAACACAGCAAUGGAGCGUGUCCACAAAUCAGAUGUUAAAUAUCGAUUUGUGAUUGACAUUAGAAACACUCUUAAAACAAGCCCUUAAAUUUCAAUAAGUAAUAAGUAUAAGUAAUUAUCUACAUUUGAGAUCUUUCCAAAUAAACAUUUGCAAAGUUUUUACUUGUAAUAUUUCUAUUGUAAUAUGAUUGCUAUUGUUGGUUGAAAUUAUCUACAAGAUCAGAAAUCCAUUGAUU